AUGUGAUAAAAGAGCCAGUUUCCACAAAAUGUGAUCACAUAUUCUGCAGGUUCUGUAUGUUUAAACUCCUCAGCAAAAAGAAAAAAGGUGUGAUACAGUGUCCUCUGUGCAAGACUGAAGUUACCAAAAGAAGUCUUCAGGAAAAUUCCAGAUUUAAGCAACUAAUUGAAGGACUGUUGGAAACUAUCUAUGCUUUUGAGCUUGACACAGGAGUGAAGUUUCUAAACAGUCAUCAGUUUCCUAAAACAUCCAUAGAAGCUAAUGCUGCUGAGCUCCUGUGUAAAGAAAGUUCUAUUAUCCAAAGUAAGGGUUUCAGAAACAGGAAAAAAAAAGCUAAAGAAAAUGGACAAGAAAAUUGCACCUUGGAAGCUAAUGCGGAUACACAACUUACAGAUACCAGAGUCAAAAGGUGUCCCUUGAGAAACAAAAACCAGAAAUGUUCCUCUGAUACAGGGAUAUACAUAGAGUUUGGCUCGGAUUCAUCUGAAGAUCUUUUCAAACAGGCAAGCAAUACUGGCAGGUUAGGAGACAAAGACGUGCUUCAGUUUUCAUCUCAAGAAAAGCUAGAAGAACUUAAGAGUUCUGAGAAGGGGAAUGAAUGUUCUUGCAAUAUACAGCCUGUCAAGCUGGGUGCCAAAGAAAUAAUUCUACCAAAUGUCAUAGGUGAAAGUGAUUCCUUAAAGGAAGGUUUGAGCAAGAAAAGCACUCAGAACAUCGCUGAACAUGCCAAACCUGGCCAAGUAAACGUGACUGAAUGCCAGAGUUCUCCUUUAAAUGUUCUUGCUGCAGAUUUACUCGCAGAGCAGUGUGACACAGUGGGCAAUGCCAGCCCCUUAAGGAAAGAGGAUACAACUUUCUUUGAAAACGCAGAAGAAAUGGAUGCAGAGCAAACUCAGUGCAAUAGUAAAAGCAAAGAGUUUAAGUUGGAAGAUAGCUCAGAGAGCAAGUUGGACAAAAGCAAGCAAAUACAUACUGUUAUGCAAUGUGUGGAAGAUGUGGAAAUGUGUGAACCUGAGAACGAUUCUUUUCCUGAAGAAGAACCUCCUCUGGAGAAGCCAGAGACACUUCACAGUGAUGCCCUGAAUCAAGUUUCUAGGAAGAGACUGAAGCGAAGCAUUCAGAAAGUCAAUGAAUGGUUUUCAAAAAGCAAUGAGAUUCUAUCUUCCAAUUCUUCCCAGGAUGAUCCCGCUGAAGCAACUGAUACUUCAGGUGAAGGAGAUGUGCGCUUAUCAGAUAACGAUUCCUGUAUUUCAGAGAAGACUAACCUUAUGGUAAAUUGCAUGGAAAUUGCAGUUGUUGAAAAAACCAAGAAAUCAUCAAGACCAACAGCAGAUAGCAUCAAAGACAAAAUAUUUGGAAAAACAUACAAGAGAGAGAGGAAGUCAAAUCCCCCUAUUAUCUUGAGAGAGAUUUUACCUACUGCAAAAAGUGAAGAUGUGGCCGCUGAUGAAAAGUGCUUGAAUAAUUCCAGAAUGGAUAAACUAAAACAAAAAAGGAAGACUGCCUGUGUCCUGCAACCUGAGGACUUCAUCAAGAAAAAAGAUCUGGAAGAGGCAGAUGGGUGCCCUCAGAGUGUUAACUGGUGCCUUGGAGAGGCUGAAAAGAAAAAACAUGAUGAGAGUUCUGCUGUUAAUGAGAGUUCUGUGACUGAGGAAAGGGAGGAUAAUACCCUAGCAGAACUUGGGGAAGGAGAGUCCAUAUGGAAAAAUGCUCCUGAAGAGGUGCCUGGCAAAUCUGAUGGAGUGCUAGAACCGAAUAACUGUGAUCAGAAGAGCACUAAAAAACCAAGUUCUUUAGCAAAAAGAUGCAGACAUUCAACUAGAACUAUGCAUGCUCUACAGUUAGUAGUGGGUAGAAACUCAGGCUCCCCUGAUCCAGCUGAGCCACAGAUUGAUAGCUAUCCAAGCAGUGAAGAGCCAAGAAAAGUUGAUUCUGAGCGCAGACAAGUCAGGCGCAGCAGAAGGCUUCAGUUACUUGCUGAAGAAAUGACAAAAGAAACAGGAAAAAGAAGUGUACUAACUGAAGGAGCAAGAAAAUAUGACAGUGGAAGUGGAGGGUCUUUCUCAGGAGUGCAAAGGAAUGUGUUGGUUCAUACUUCUGAAUGCAAAGACCUGGGUGAGCAGCAGGAUAUACUGAGUUAUAGGCCAGCCACUAAUCUGAAGAGUGCUGAUCUGGAAGCUGAUGAAAUGCAGGUUAGUCUAAAGAAUUCAUCUGACACUGCAGACACUGGAAAAAGUCUCUUCAAUCCUACAUCUUCAUGUCAGCAUUCAAAUUUUGGUUCUGUUGUACCUGAUAGUUGUUGUACCUCUCAAGAAAGUGAAAUGCUAGGUAGCCCUUUCCUCCUUCAGCCUCCUUCAGUGAAUGUUGUGCAAACUGCUUCUCGAGUGACCAAAGAGAAGACAACUGAAUCAUGUACUACUUUUCCCAAGAACAACGGACAUCAUACAAAAAAUGUUCCAGAGGACUUUAGAAAUGAAAAGUCCCCAGUGUCUAAAAAUGUUUUGGAACUCACCAAGGAAGCUGAAGAUAGUGAAUUAGACACACAGUAUCUGCGAAAUAUAUUUAGGCAUUCAAAACGACUAUCAUUUACCCUUUAUCCUAGUCCCAUGAAGGCACGUGUAGUAGAAGAUGCUGCUUCUGAAACCUUAAAGAUGUCAUGUGCUGAUCAUGUAGAAGAUAAGCAUAGCAAAUGUUUAAAAACUGAAAACUUGCAAGGAGAGAAAACAAAUUCUGAAUAUUUGAGUAGGUUUUGUGAGAAAGAAAAGCUUAAGGCCUGUGAAUCUGCUUGUGUUAGCCCUGUGUCUUGCUUUAUCAGUAACACUGAACGUGUGCACACCGGGGAACAUCAAGAAAACGUUUCACAGGUUGCAGAUCGAGGGAAUCUGACAUCACCAAGAGGAAUAGGUGCUACUGGGGUUGAGAAUAAAAACCAACAGCAAAAAAGAGAGCAGGCAAAUGAUAAGACAGUAUCAGCUGACAUAGUGAUAGAAAGUGAGCUAAGUCAGAAUCCAUUCAAAAGUAAUAGAAGCCAAAGUGAUCAGAGUAGUAUAGAAGAGCGUGUUUUCCAAAGAAUAAACACAGGUAAUGAAAUAGGCUCCAGUUCAGAAAGUAAUCAAGCGGAAAAGGCUGAAGUUGAUGAAGGCAAAGGACCAAUAUUACAUUUUCAGCCCACAUCAAUGGUUUGUCCUACAGUUUGUCAGCAAAAUCCUCCUGAAUUUAACUGCAAAGUCAAGCAAAAGAAAAAUAGCACAAGAGAAAGACAACGAGCAAAGAGCAACGAAGAACAAACAACCCAAACUGUCAGCACAGGGAUGCCUGAGUGUUUAAUUUCAGAGGCUCUAGAACAGUCUCUUAAAGGCAGUACUGAUUUUCCAGGGCUGUCUGAAACCCCUGAUGGCUUACUGUGCUCUGAUGAUGAUAUUGAAGAGAACCCCAGCUUUUGUGAAACUGAUAGGAAAGAGAGAUCUGCUGUGUUCGUUAAAAGAAGUGACAGUGCCCUGGUAAAAGAACUGGAUGGUAGAAGUGCUAAUUCUACGCCUAUAUCUCAAGAUAUUCGGAGAUCUCGAAGAAGAGUGCGGAAACUGCAAUCUUCAGAGGAAGAAUCUAGUGAGGAUGAAAAUUUACCAUGUUUUCAGACGUUAAUAUUUGGCAAACCAGCAAGCAGCACUCCUUUGCAGUUCAAUAAACAGGUGACAUCUAUGGUAGGGUCUUCAGUAAAUCCCUGCACAUUGCCUCACAGUGGAAGUCAUAAUGACCGUAGCAUGCAGAAAACGCCUGAAGCUGCUCUAAAUACUGGGUGUGUUUCUCCAAGCCAGGAGUCAGAAUGUUCUGUUAAUUUAUUUUCUUCCCAGUCCAACAUGUCUGAAGAGUCAGUUGAUGGAGCACAGGAACUGAAGAAACCUUUAAUACCAAUUCUUGCAUCCAAACAAAUGAGCAAUCAGAAUGAAAGUAAAGAAACUUUUCAAAGUUGUAAUAGAGGGCUGAAGAAAAGAAAAACUAACUUGCAAGAUGAAUACCACGAAGACCCAAACAUAGGAGCAAACCUAGGUGAAGCAUCUGGAUAUGAUAGUGAAACAAGUCACGUAGAGGAUUCAUCUGGGCCAUUCUCUCAGGGUGAAAUCCUUACUACACAGCAGAAGAAUGCUAUGCAAAAGAACUUAAAAAAACUUCAACAAGAAAUGGCUGUACUUGAAGCAGUGCUAAACCAGCAUGAAAGUCAGGACUCUGAAUUUUUACUGGUAGGUAAGGAACUCCCACAUUCCAAUAGUGAAGGAACACUUGGAAUGGAACAGAUAAGACAAGUAAGAGCGAUAGAGUCAACCUCAGAAGUAAAUUUUGCAAAUCAGAAAUGCAGCAGUUCAAAGGGAUUUUCACCUGAUGAUUUCCGUGUAAAGUCGAGUGAUUCUUCCAACAGUAAAAUCAAAGAGCUAGAAGAAAGGUCUCCAGUACUAUUGCUUCCCUCUCCUAAAUCUUAUUUGUUAAAGAGACCAGAUCUAAAGAAAGGCCUUCAGCGUGACAGUGUUCUGAAGAACAAAGCUGCUUCUCAAGAGAAGAAAACCCUGCAAGAGUGUAGUCAGUGUCAGCUUGAACCAGAAAAUGCAGCUGAUGAGAAAUCUGGGACCAAACUAAACAGUGCAUCUGUCUUAUCAAAUCUCAGUGGAAAUGUGAGCAGGAGUCCAAACAGCUCUUCCUCCUCUGUAAGGCUUCUCCACCCUCAAACUGCAGAAGCAACAAAUAGUUCUGCUGUAGCUCAGAAAGCUAAUGGAAGCUGUACUCAAGGAUGUAAGCAUGAGAGAACUGUCUGUUUUCCUACGUCUGUUCUGCACAAUACAGCUGGGAAAGAAAAUGCUACAAGUCCAGUUGUGACUAACAGGAGAGAAAUGUCAAUUGUGGCAUCAGGUCUGAAUCAAAGUGAACACUUGAUGGUCCAGAAGUUUGCCAGAAAAACUCGGAGCACUUUAUCUAAUCACAUUACUGAAGGAACAACCCAUGUCAUAAUGAAAACAGAUACGGAGCUGGUGUGUGAACGGACAUUGAAGUAUUUUCUGGGUAUUGCAGGAAGAAAAUGGGUGGUUAGUUAUCAGUGGGUAAUUCAGUCUUUUAAAGAAGGACGGAUUCUUGAUGAGGAUAACUUUGAAGUUAGAGGAGACGUGAUCAAUGGAAGAAACCACCAAGGUCCAAAGAGGGCUAGACAAUCUCUUACUGAAAAGAUCUUUAAAGACUUUGAGAUCUGCUGCUAUGGACCUUUCACUGAUAUGACUACAGAACAUCUAGAAUGGAUGGUGGAGCUUUGUGGUGCCUCUGUAGUGAAGCAACUUCAUCUGUUCACACACAAAAUAAAUUCUACUGCUGUCGUGGUUGUGCAGCCAGAUGCUUGGAUGGAAAAUAGAGGCUAUCGAGUGAUCCAGCAAAAGAGCAAUGUUGCUGUGGUGACUCGAGAGUGGGUAUUAGACAGUGUUGCUUGCUAUGAGCGCCAGGAGUUCGAUGCUUACCUUUUGUCCUAAGGGUGAUCUGCAGUUCUUUUGCCAUUGUUCAGAAAUUCUCGUCAAUGCUGGUACUUUGGUUCUGGUUUUAAGGACUAAGAAUUAAGUAACUUAUGCAGAGAUUGUCUUUGAGUCAUGUUCUUGUUUUGGAGUAAAACAACUAACAAUAAAAUUACUUAAGAAGCAUUACUAUACAGAGAUGGAAUUACCUACUCUUCGUAAAAGAUAAACAUUUCUAAUUUCAAAAUAGUCCUUAAACUCAUCUGAUACAAAUCAAAAGAAAUCAGAAACUAACUAGAAAAUUUAGAGUGGGGCCUCCUCAGACAAAUGGUGAUGCAUUAUUUACUGUUCCAGCUAGUUCCCAUUUAUAUACUUGAUGACAUUUUGGAAGCAGUCACUUAGUUACAUGGGGUUCAGGACUUGAAUCAAAAGGUACUUGCACCCCUGAGUAACAUCCAUAUUUUUGUUUGCAUAAAUACAUACCCUGUAAAAGGAUGAGUGUAUAGCAACACAAUGAAAUAUAAUUUUCUGAUCAGUAAUGCAUCAACCUAGUUAAUUUUAGGCCAUGGAUUACAGCUGUUUUGGAAACUAUACCAAGAGCUCUCCUGUCGAAACUAUUGUAUGCAAAAGUGCCUUCAUGUUCUAACUAGAAACAUCAUCUGUGAGUUCCCUGAAAAGCCAACACUUGAUUCUCGGUGUAAACCAAUUCUUAAAACCACAAGUCUAAACCAAUAUUGUGUCAGUUUUAAUUCUGGAAAGUGUAUAUGGCACCUAUGAAGGGAUACUAAACAGAUGCAAUUUAGUAUCCCGGUGACCUAUAAUAAGCCCUAAAAAAAUUGUUUCUAAUAGUCCCUGCCUGCAAAAUAAGGCCACAGAAAAAAUAUUGCUUUUUAUGGAAUAAAAUAUACUGCUUCUUUCUGUUACCAAGUAAUUCAACUUCAUAAAUAUUUUUGUACUUUCAGAGCAGAAAAAGAAACUGUUUUCAUAAAGUUGCUUUUAAAAAAAAUUGUAGCUGAGUUCAGAGAAUAGUUUGGGGCUCUAAUGCUGCUAGGUUGACUUAGAAAGUUAUAUAGCGUAUGUCUGUAAAUACUGGAAUACUCAAAUAAAAUGAAGUUGGCAUGUAUUUUA
Molecule: messenger RNA, 6611 nt
Organism: Struthio camelus australis
Lineage: Eukaryota; Metazoa; Chordata; Aves; Struthioniformes; Struthionidae
Source: RefSeq, a predicted model, not a curated record